AUGGAGGGCUCAAACAAGAUGGAGUUCUUCCAGAAGCUGGGCUACAGCAGGGAGCACGUGGUCAGGGUGCUGGACAAGCUGGGUGAGGACGCCCUGGUCAACGACGUGCUGCAGGAGCUGAUCCAGACGGGCAGCUGCCCCGGGGCCCUCGAGGCUGGCCCGGUGCCUCUGCUCAUCCCCAGGGGCUCGUGUGGGACCGUGGACUCUGCCCAGCACAGGCUGGAAGAGGAGGGCGGAAGCCCGGCCAGUCUCUUGCGACCCAUAGUGAUCGACGGCAGCAACGUGGCGAUGAGCCAUGGAAACAAAGAGGCCUUCUCUUGCCGAGGAAUCCAGCUGGCUGUGGACUGGUUCAGGGACAGAGGACACACCCACAUCAAAGUUUUUGUGCCGUCCUGGAGGAAAGAACCGCCGAGGUUUGAUACCCCUAUCAGAGAGCAGCACGUGCUGGAGCAGCUGGAGCGGCAGGCCGUGCUGGUGUACACGCCGUCGCGCAAGGUGAGCGGCAAGCGGGUGGUCUGCUACGACGACCGCUACAUCGUGAAGGUGGCCUACGAGCAGGACGGCGUCAUCGUCUCCAACGACAACUACCGGGACCUGCAGAGCGAGAACCCCGAGUGGAAGUGGUUCAUCGAGCAGAGGCUGCUCAUGUUCUCCUUCGUCAACGACCGGUUCAUGCCUCCGGAUGACCCCCUGGGCCGCCGGGGGCCCACCCUGAGCAACUUUCUGAGCAGGAAGCCGCAGCCCCCUGAGCCGUCCUGGCAGCACUGUCCCUACGGCAAGAAAUGCACCUAUGGCAUCAAGUGCAAGUUCUUCCAUCCCGAGAGGCCGCGCCAGACGCAGCUGGCGGUGGCUGACGAGCUGCGCGCGCAGACGCGGGCCUGGCCCGCCCCGCGGGAAGCCGGCGCGCCCAGCCUGGCUCCGGCCCGCGGGACGGCGGACGUGGCUGCCCUGGAAGGUCGCUUGUCGCGGCUACACUUCAGCGACGACCCGGGGCUCCUCGGAGCGCCCCAGUCGGGCCCUGGCGGCGGCCUCGUGCCCGAGCCGCUCGGUCUCGACUGGGGGGCGCCCGCCGCCUCGCUGUCCCUGGCCACCCAGUCGGGCCCCCCGCCGGGCCUGCGCGGGGGCUACUUCCCGGGGGGUGCGCAGAAUGACCUGCUCUCCCAGCGCCGGCAGCCCCCUCGCUCUUGGGCCCCCACAGAAGCAGGUGGGUUCCCAAGGCGCUCAGCAGCCUGGACGGACUCCAGCUGGGGCCACAGCGCCUCGAGGGGCCCGUCGACCACCGAGGCCCAAGGGGAGGGGGCGCUGGCACGGGCUUGCAGCGCGCUCUUCCCACCCCACCAGGUGGAGUGGUCAUGA
Molecule: messenger RNA, 1356 nt
Organism: Condylura cristata (star-nosed mole)
Lineage: Eukaryota; Metazoa; Chordata; Mammalia; Eulipotyphla; Talpidae
Gene: ZC3H12D
Product: zinc finger CCCH-type containing 12D
Exons: 6
Coding region: 1-1356 (451 amino acids)
Biological process (GO): 3'-UTR-mediated mRNA destabilization; nuclear-transcribed mRNA catabolic process, RNase MRP-dependent
Cellular component (GO): nucleus; cytoplasmic ribonucleoprotein granule
Molecular function (GO): RNA endonuclease activity; metal ion binding; mRNA binding
Source: RefSeq, a predicted model, not a curated record